AAAAAAUUGUUCGGUAUUCUGGUCUGGUUUUUGAUCAGCGGAUUGUUGUCCUCGAGUCUAUUUCAUCCUUACUAAACCUUGUCUUCUUGUUAUCACAUUUUCAUAUAUCCACCAGUCACCCACCAAUUAGCUCACAAAAAUGAGUCACGCUGUCGCUGGCGACACCGAUACAACAAAAGGCUCUGAAAUGACGGCUGGUGUGAAACUAAAUCAGCUAGGUCUGAAAAUGCAGACGACACCAGAAAUCAACGAGGAGCGGAAGCAGUCCCGCAAGAAGUACGCUGCUGAGCUAGACGAGCAAGUCUCAAAACGGAACACGCCACGGACGGACCCGAGCAACCGGAAGCGAGUGGGGGUACAUUGACACUUAGACUUACUUAGUUAGUUACAUGUUGAGGAUAAUGAAUUUAGACAUUUCUUGAGUUGUCGUUUUUUCAUUUGAAACAAACUGAAUGGUUCAUACAAUGUUCUCCCCAGACUACGCCGCCUAGUGCUGGAAGCAAGAUAGGCGUUGCUCCUACGAGCGCCGAUUCGGGGUCGAAGCCACGUCGAGAAGAGUCAGAUCUAGCUACCGCUUCAAACAGAGCCACGACUCCACCGAAAAUUGAGCCAACCGGUAUUUCCUCUUCAUCGAGCGCGACUAGCUUUCUGAAAAUUCCGGGAUGUCGCUUGCCGACACCUAGUACCAUCGUUAGGCCUACGCCUAGAAGUGGUAGCACUAACCGCGCUCGCAGUGUCGUUUUAGGCCCCCUUGCGCAGGUACCGCAGUUGCGUCAACCAUCGGCUCGACUUGCCAGAUCACCAGCGACGACGGGCAAGAUUGCUAACAAGUUUUCAUUGAUUUUCAGAAACGAGGAAAGGAAUGAUCAGGGUGAAGAUCAUUUAUUUGCAAUGGACGGACCGCAAGCACAUGAAAGCGGGGUUGAGCAAGAAGGGCAAGACGCGGAGACAAACAGUAGUUGCACAACAGCAUCACCGAGUCUACUGUUCACGUUGCAAUCUGGAGCACGACGACCACUAGUCGAGCAACAAAAGAGGAAUGAAUUGUCCUCGAUAAUCGCGCCUCGUCGACUGGAUCUCGCGACUCCCUUCUCGCCUCUCUCGCCCUCACGAAAAGCCGGGAGAUCUAUUCUGGAUAAUACAGGAAAAGAAGAUAGAAGUGCUACGACCUUUCAAAGACCAGGGCUCUCGCCUGGUGGUAGUAAGAGAAUGCUCGAUCUUCAUGCACAGACCAAAAACCUGAGCGGAGGAGCUUCAUUGCUGUUGCCUGUCGCGCGCACUAUCAGUUUACUGUCACUAGGCACGCCGCGGAUAGAGAGCGGUGCUCACUCCCUGGAGACACCGCGUCUAACGGCACACAAGUCCCCAGUAUUUUCGUCCGGUAUGAAGUCCGCGAGCGCUGCUCGGACCGCAAACGUCGAAAGAAAAAGUGGAGAACCAGAGCAACUCAAGUUAUGCUGCCUGAUAUAUGCACUCCCAUUCCUGCUUUGGCAAUCCCUCAAGGCUUACCCACUAUACUCAUGUUGUAUUGCCAUUUUCGUAGAGUUUUUUUAGGUACUAGAUACGCUACGGUAUUCACGCACCCUCUAACUCUGAUAAACAAGAUUCAGCGUAUUCCUAGUGCAGUAUGCAGCUUAGCACCGAGGCUGUCGAAGCGUGUGCGACCUGAACGUGGUAAAGUUAGAUCGCCAGUGAAGAAAGCUCUGCAGAAUAAGGCGCAAAUCAACCAAGAGCAUCAAAAAAGUGUCAAAAGAAGCGCUGCUGAAGUGCAUGUUCCGUCUCGGUACCUGAACCACUUUGCGAGGAGCUCUGCGACCUCUGUCACUCCUGACGCGAACCCUUUUUCUGGUAGCUACCAGCAAAAACAAGACACCAAGACGAAAGUUAGUAGCACAAGGAGACGCAGACUCGCGCUCGCCUCUAAUCGGAAACAUCCGCUCAAGAAAAAUGCAUCUUCUCGGGAUGCUGGAGCUACGAGAAAUCAUGCCUUCGACGAGAAAAAAUUGAAAUGCACCGAAGUUGGGGAUGGCGUCAACAUCGAUACCAAUGAUCACGGGGUAAGCCACUCAACUGCAACGUGCCUCUUAUGGUCUGACACGACUGCUACGACGCGGUCUCCUGGAUCGGGUAUCACUGACGAAACACUGUCGGAUCCGCCACAGAACGUCUCUCCUGCACCGAGUCUGACGUUUGCGCCGGUCAAUUCCUUAAUGAGCACGCCACGAGUAGGACAGACGCCGUCAAUUUUUGAGCAUUCAGCUCGAAAGAUGUAUUUCAAUGCUAGAAAUGCAGCAGCGAUCGGAGGUGCUGCAGACUGUACAACUACUCCUGGGCUUUCCGCAACAUUACUUGACGAGGAUGGUAAUCCUAUGCCCACGAUGACUCCUCGUACAGAAGUGACGCAAUCGACUGACGUUUUGCUUCGCAAUGCAAAUGGAACGCCUACUCUCUCUGUAGGCAGAGUCCUCCAACCUGCUGAGUCUUUACUCGCGGAUGCUGUACCUGAAGAUGAGGCUGUUCUUGCGGGAGCUGAUGGCAAGAGUGUCGGCAAUGACGCCAUGGCUCCGUCUAUGUCGAUUUUGUACAGUCCGUGUUCUGCUGCUUUUCCGAUGCUGAUGCCACGAGGUAUUAAAGGAAGUUCGCCGAGUAGAAUCGGACUUCGAACAGACACUGCUGCAACAAACUACAAGGGUGAUGGAAUUCUUGUCGAAGAAGAGGUUAUGGACGACUAUGGUGCUAACGAUCCUGCUCCCUGUACACCGCGUGCUGGAUCAGCAACGGUAGAAGUUGGCAAGAAGAAAAGCACAAGUUACAGUUGUGGAACGCACAAGAAUCCGGAGGCCUCUUUGGAAUUUCUUGUUGUGCGUGCAUCGCCGCCGCGCCCACAUCUAGCGCCAGACGAGAUUUACACGAAUCAUCGAGGCGAACAAUGGCAUUCCGAUCCGAAGUGGCGGUCCAAGGAUGCUGAUGCUCCCUCGCCUGCGAAGGCGCAAAGGCAUUUGGUAAAUGCCUUUGAUCUGAAACUACACGCUGACAACACAUCCGUGAGUACGAGUGUUCCGUCCAAGACCGCGAAGCAACGAGUGCCGGUGGAAUAUGCGCCGCCGAUGAUGGUACGUGAAGUGCUGCUAUCCGAGGAUAGCUCACCGACUCGCCAUCAGCUCUCAAUGAGCGAAACCGGUAGAGAUCAGUCACAUAAUACGACUACACCGCUUUUCGAUUUGUACGGAGACUUAGAGGGGCAGCUAGCUGGCAGCAUUGGGGAGCUCAGGCAUCAAAUAUCUUAGGGCAAAAUCUCUGAAAAUCUACGUUUGAACAAAGCAAUUUUUUACCCAUGCAUGCUAUUCAUCUUUUCAUGUCUUUAAGAGGUCGAACAUCUACUUACCAAUACCAUUAUCGUACUAGGACUACGCAGGUAACAACACAGCAUAACGCAUAGACCUCGAGUUACAUCACUCGAUGUCCUAGCUUUUCCUAUGAUAUCGUGUCUAAGAGUUGCGGCUUCGCGGUGAGCUCGUUGUCUUGCAGGAACAGCAACAGCAGUCUACUGCGCGCACAGCGCAGCUCGAAUCCCGAGAGCUGCGCCUGAUGGCCGAAAUCGAAGCUCUGCAGCAGGCUGAGAAAAGCGUGGGCCUUGCGGGAGGCGUCUCUUACUCGCAAGCACAGCAGCCGAGUAAGGUGGAAGACGAGCAUGACAAGACUUUGACAUUGGUAGUAGACGGAAAUCGCGUCGUAGGCCUGGAGUCCAUUGGAAACACACCCAGUCUCAAGAUUUCGGUUCCGUUUGUCAAGCCUGUAGACGAAGAUGAAGAUCCAUGUUCAGACGAGGCAGCAUUCGAGGACCUUUCUCCAUCACAAAGUAUUCUCCGAUACGCUGCUUUUCCGAGGGACGCUGUUGAGCGAGCUGAAGAGAAUGCCCAGGUUUCUUCGUUGGAGAAAAAUAGUAGGAAGCCUAUCUUUUUCCUGUUCCGAAAUCGUGGGAGAGUAGCGUGUGGUGUAGCUGUGCUUUCGUCUGCUUUCUUCGCAGCGGUUCUUAUUGUAAACAUCCAUUUGGCGGCUGAGGCAUUUCUUGCCGGGGAUAUUUUUAUUCUGUGA
This is a messenger RNA of Amoebophrya sp. A25, 4095 nucleotides long. Lineage: Eukaryota; Dinophyceae; Syndiniales; Amoebophryaceae. The record is from the annotation of a GenBank genome assembly.